AUGUCUGUGCGUGUUCAAGAAGCUCUCGAUGAAGAACGACGACAUGUCGCCGACGACAGACAAAAGUUACUCUCUCAAAUCACCGCUUUGAUCAACAGCCAGGCAGACACUCAAGAUUCGCGUAUGGCCGAAAAGACCAAGACUAUUCAGACGACGAUUGCAGAUGCCAACACAUCUCUGGAGAAUGCCAUGUCGCAGUACGGCACUGGCAUGGACACCUGGGAUGAGAAGGAAGCGCAGCUGCUUGAAGAUGUUAAGAAGUCACGCGAGACUCUCAAGACGAAGCUCAAGGAUGACUGGACGGCAGCAAGCGAGCAAAGCACUGCUAUCCAAAAUACCGCCAGGGCUGUGCAUGGUGACACUUCUCGAGUUGUUGAAGAGCAGGUGGAAGAGUUUGGCAACCAGAUGCAAGCUCUAGAUGACUUUGUUACCAGAGCUAGACAAGAGAACAACGCUCACCACGACACACAUGCCAAGUCGAUGCAGGCUCUCUCUGGUACCGUCGACCAAUCGUUUGUCAACAUUUCGACACAUUUCAAGACCACCUUUGAUCGCGUCAAGAACAUGGGCGAAGAGAUGGCCGUCGAUGUAAAGGACAUGCAGGAUGGACUGGAGCCUCUCGAUUCCCAACUGUGCCAGCCUCUUACAAAUUUGCGCGACGUCGUUACCGCAACCUCGCUGCAAGAGUACCAGCCAACCGGUGAUACGCCACAGAAGGUGCCCUACCAGUAUCCCACAACGCUUCCCCGUACCGGAUCGGAGACGUCCAUCUCUAGAAUCGACGAAGAGCCGCCCUCACCCGUGUCGCAAGGCAACGAAGCACCCGUCGAUGAGACCAUGGUAUUCGCUGAUCUCCCGACCCUUCGCCCCAAGGAGUCGUCUGAUUCGCUCACGACAAGCAUCCUGGAUAAGAGCCAGCUUAGCAUGAGCCUCAGAGAAGUCAACCCCAAUGUGACGUCCAACCUGACGACGGGUGCGAUUGGCUUUGACCCGCGAGCCAGCACGAUAUCCACGCCCGCCGAGACAACUGGCCCCCUCUUUAAGCGAAGCAGCAGGCUUGGUCUCGCACGCGGUAUCAAGAAGCAAGCUGUCAGCGAAGGGCGAGAGAAUGUGCCCCUGACAUCCUCCUAUCCAACUGGAACGAAGAGGAAGAGUGCGCGACUGGCUUGA
[Torrubiella] hemipterigena is the source of this 1170-nucleotide messenger RNA. NCBI's taxonomy places the organism in Eukaryota, Fungi, Ascomycota, Sordariomycetes, Hypocreales, Clavicipitaceae. The record is from the annotation of a GenBank genome assembly.